AUGAAGUUGAGUACCGUUGUUUUCAUACUAUCUACUUUUAUUCUGUUAGAAUGUUGGAUAACGAAUGCUCAUUUGGCUAUAUGGACAAAAUCUAUGUUUGGACAAGAUCGUGGAAAUGUUAAUUCCAAUCGAGCAGCACAGCCAUUACAAGAUAUGAGAUUUGAUCAAUGGUGGUGGCAUGGUGAUAUGAAUGAUCCUCCAGAUGAAGGAGAGGUUUUCAAUUUACCAGCAAAUGGAAAAGCUGAUUUGGAAAUUUCCAGUAAUAAGGCUUUCACUAGUUUGGGUACUGCUCGUCCUGGACUGAAACCAAAUCCAAGAGAUUCACCUAAUCCAUGGUUGAACGAAAAUGGUUGGGGAAAUAUGCAUGCAAGACAACGUCAAGAUGUUGCCGGGUGUGCUCUAGGCAUUGCUUACAAGUCGGAUCCAAGACAAGUUAAACCAGAAGAUUUUGUCAUAUUUUCUGUUGUACAUGAUUGUCCUGCUCGGCAAUUACAAGAAUUUAAAAUUCCCGAUCUACCAGCUUGUCCAAAUAAUAAAUGUAUGUGUGCAUGGUUUUGGAUUCAUGAAUCUUCGGGUGGCACAGAUCAAAUGUACAUGACACCUUUUGUUUGUACUGUGACUGGAAAACCAUCUAAUAGACAAAUCGGUAAGCCACAUCCACCUGUUAAAUGUGAUAUGGACAGAAGUAAAUGUGUUAAAGGAGCUAAAGCACCUAUGUACUGGAAAAAUUUAGAAGGAAACAAUAUGUUUGAACCGGGUCAUUUUGCUCCAACGUACAGUUCAAAAUAUGGUUAUGAAGAUGGUGCACAAAAUGACAUAUUCGUUUAA
Molecule: messenger RNA, 828 nt
Organism: Didymodactylos carnosus
Lineage: Eukaryota; Metazoa; Rotifera; Eurotatoria; Philodinida; Philodinidae
Source: the annotation of a GenBank genome assembly